UUGGAGGGAACUUUGUUAAAAAAAAGAAAUAGAAAGAGCGUGGGCAACAGGCUCACUCAGGCAGUCACUGGAAUCGUCUCUCAAUGCGGCGGCGUCCUCUUCAACUCCUCGCCUCAGCCGCUACCGACGUCUCCUCCUCCUCCUCCUCCUCAUCCACUACCAUGUCUUCUCGCCCUCCCUACCGUGGUGGCCGCGGCCAAUGGCGGAGAGGCUUCUCCGAUCGUCCCUACACCGGUGGAAGAGCCCAAGUCCAAACCCAAACCCAAACCCAAACCCAAGGCCAAGCUCAGUUUGUGAGCGGAGACUCGCAUUUCCGGUCAGUCCGCGACGCCAACCUAGGGUUCCGCCACGGAGACUCCGGCGGACGCUUCUCCAACCAAACUGCUUUCCGCCCUCGCCAUCGCCCACCACCUCCCAAUCCUUACAAUAAUCAAACCCAACGCUUUCGGCCGUUCGAUCCAAACCAGUCGGUUCGUCCGCCUCACCAUUUUCGCCCCAAGCCGUUGGAUUAUCGGAAUUGGGAACUCGCCGCGCAGCCUCCGCCUCCUAAUUCUGAGCGUUUUAUAGUGGUAUCAUAUAAUAUACUGGCUGAUUACCUUGCUAAUAGCCACCGGAGCAAGCUUUACUAUCACAUACCCCGUCAUAUGUUGGACUGGGAAUGGAGAAAGAAAAGUAUACUCUUUGAGCUUGGAUUAUGGUCAGCUGAUAUUAUGUGCUUACAGGAGGUUGAUAGAUUUCUGGAAUUAGAAGAGCAGUUGAAGCUUAGGGGAUACAGUGGUAUUUGGAAGAUGCGUACUGGCAUUUCUGUUGAUGGCUGUGCAAUCUUUUGGCGAACAUCAAGAUUCAAGUUGCUCCAUGAAGAAUGCAUUGAGUUCAACAAGCUUGGACUUCGGGAUAAUGUUGCUCAGAUAUGUGUGCUGGAGUUAAUGAAUCAAAAUUGCACUGAAGAGACUGCAACUCUACCAACAAGUACCUGCAGCUCAAUAGGUUCCAGCAAGGUUGUCAUAUGUAACAUUCAUGUGCUUUACAAUCCUAAAAGGGGAGAAAUUAAGAUUGGCCAGGUCAGGAUGCUCCUAAAUAGGGCUCAUUCUGUUUCAAAGCUUUGGGAUGAUGCUCCAGUUAUUCUUUGUGGGGAUUUCAAUUGUACCCCAAAGAGUCCAUUAUACAACUUUAUCUCAGAACAGAAGCUAGAUUUGUCUGAAGUGGGUAGAGAUAAGGUAUCUGGACAAGCUACUGCAGAAAUCCCUUCAUCAAGGCCGUAUAAUUCUAAUUCCAGGAAUGGGUCUAUUAAUAAUCCAAUUCAAGAUCCAUCAUUGGUAGAUGGAAAGGAAAUUGACAUCAAGUUGAGCGAUUCUGUCUCACAUAUGCAGAAAUUGAAUAAUCCAGACAGCAAUAUGAAAAGUCUUCCUGCAAUGAACAACACUCAGCCUCAAUGUGCAAACACUAUGCCGGAUGUGUCUGAUGAAUCUUGUAGUGAUAGGCAAAGUUUUACAGAUGAUGGCACACUGCUUAAUGAAGUGAAAAAGGAAACUCAGCAGAAUUCUGUAGAUGGCUUUAGGGAGUUACAUGAAUCAAAUUUUGUUCCAGUUGAUGGAUGUAAGGGAGACUCAAGUACUUCUUAUGGUGAAGGUGGGUUUCCUAUUGAGCAUGUGCAUAAUGAGAUCAAUAAAUUUGCUCCUGUAGCUUCCCAUCCUGAAGAGGUUUACUCCAAUGCAACUCACACUGGAUACAGUGAAGGGGAAAAUGCCCCCUCUCAUUCUAAUAAUGGAUCAUUAAGUGGACAUGCCGAGUCCAAUGACUAUGUAGAAAAUGAAAGUGUGAACCAUGAUAAUCCCACAAUCUCCUUUCUGGGAAAUCAUCAGUCAACCAGGGCCAAGAUUGAUUCAGAAUGUGUUGAUCCUUUUAAUUCUGAAAUUUCAUCAUCUGAGCCAUCCUGCCAGACCUCCUCCAAAGCUGUUGAAGUCAUUCCUCAAGGGGACUCAGGAAGUCUAUCAGCCCAUCAAAUUGUGAAUGAUGAUGAUGCUAGCUCUUCAAGCCCAUAUCAAGCCAAUGCUUCAGAUCCAUCUACUAGUGUCAACUUUUUGGUAGAUGAGAAACUGGAGAAUUUAUCUCUAAAUGAGCUUGAUAAAGCUGUGGUAGGUGGAAAUGUCGGUGAAGAUGAAAGUACAUUUUUAUCUGCAUUGCAUGAGAUUGGAGAUGCCUGUCCAUCUGAAUUUGGUCAAUUAAAAUCAGAUCUUGAGGUGUCAGGUCACUCGAAGGAGCUUGAGUCUGUUCCCUCCAAGUCCCUUUUGAAUUCACUAAGCAAUGAAGUUGAGGAUGAUUUAUCUCAAGGCUUGGAUUCUGAGCCUGUAGCCAUGGAGAAAUAUGGGUAUGAUCCAUCAUUGUGGACUCCAAUGGAAAUAGAAACGGCAACAGGCAGUCCAGACUGCACCCUUUUGGAACACCCUUUAAUGCUUAGUAGCACAUAUGUUGAAGUUAAGGAUUGUUCGGGAACCAGAGACUCAAAUGGAGAGCCCUUAGUUACCAGUUACAAUAGGUGUUUUUUUGGCACAGUUGAUUACAUAUGGCGCUCUGAAGGUCUCCAAACAGUCAGGGUGCUUGCUCCAAUGCAAAAACAGGCUAUGCAAUGGACUCCAGGAUUCCCAACAAAGAAAUGGGGUAGUGAUCAUAUUGCCUUGGCUGCUGAAUUGGCAUUCGUGAAAGAUUUGAGCAAUCAUAACACAGAAGUUCUAUAGCAGUGGCAUUGUCGAUAAUUGAGGUUUGCAUGGAAAAGUUGUGGGAAGUGUGCACCAGCUCCUUCAGUGUUUAAUUUUUACCUGUAACAGCAAGCUUAAAUUUGUGGAGAAGUCCACAGCUUUACUCCUAGCUAUUUAAGGUUGGUUAUAGUCAUUUGCACCAUUCCUUUUGUAUAUAUUUUGUUAUUAGUUAACGCUCAAGUUAUUUACUUAUGAAUCAAAAGAUUUUGAUUUCAUGUACCAUCGGAUUCUGACCAAGAGAAAUACAUUAAUGGGCUCGUGAUCAUACAAGUUGUUGCUUGAAUUAUAUCCUUCUUGCAUAUUACUGGAAUAAAUUCAUGCUAAUUCAUUUA
Quercus robur (English oak) is the source of this 3088-nucleotide messenger RNA. Its product is annotated as carbon catabolite repressor protein 4 homolog 6. The transcript is spliced from 15 exons. The record is from RefSeq and is a predicted model, not a curated record. Gene Ontology annotation, molecular function: 3'-5'-RNA exonuclease activity. NCBI's taxonomy places the organism in Eukaryota, Viridiplantae, Streptophyta, Magnoliopsida, Fagales, Fagaceae. Bases 84 to 2735 code for a protein of 883 amino acids.